UAACUUAGUUUUUGGACCGAACUCAACCACAAUUUGAAACUACAUUGUAGAAUAGUAGACUCUUGACCGAAUUCACRAAUUGCUGGCGGAUUGGUGGAGAUUUCUUUUGUUUAACGUGUAAAUUAAAGUUUUUUAGUGAAAUUCGACUUUUUCUGUGGCUAUCACCGACCGUAAGAAGCUGAAUUAUUGAUUGUGGCGGAGUAGAGAGGUUUUCACUGCUCAGAGAAAUGGAGUUCAUAAACAAUGGACCAAAAGAGGAUGAUUUUUAGCUGACUUCACCGKCAAACUACUCAUCUAUAGAUCUUAGAUGUCUUCUGAUUGCAACAACAACGAUGUAUCAGUUUUCGAUGGAUGUGAAAAUUCUCAAGAAAUCGGCGUUAAUUCAUUAGAACUGGCUGACUUCUUAACUAUUUUGAGUAAUGUUUUUGCGCUUAAAUCCUGCUCUUAAAGCGAGAUCACCGCAAGAUGAGCGCAGACACAUUGACAGAGGUACCGCGUCUUUAAACCCAAUCCAUAAUGUACCCGGACGGCCAGCCAAGCUGCCAUCUCUAUACCCGAACGUCUCACUCGACUCGUACAGUAGGCGCCACGAAGAGGGACGUCUAAGGUCUAAUAACGACGCAGCUAAUCGUGAACAAAGUUUAGCUGCUGGGAUAUCUGGAUUUGAAGACACAAAAGACGACAAAUGUCAGUCUUCACACCUUGCAUCAAGGGCUGCAGUAGUGAGAGUAAAGGGGACACCAAUAGUWCUGGGCGCUACGACUGUUUUACGUGCUAGCGCGGCAGCUCUCGGUGUUGGAUCAGACGUCGCAUCGACUGCARUACAGACAGCAGAAGAAAGCAUCGACAGCGUUGAGUGUGAGACGUUUGUUGUGGUUGCMAGUAGGUUUGGUAAACAGUACGUUUACAGAUUCAACAAAGCCAAAUCUCUAUAUUUGUUUGGACCUCUACAUCCGAUAAGAAAAGCAGUCAUUCUUUUUAUUACAAAUCAAUUUUUCGAAUUUUUUAUACUUCUGACGAUCAUAGUGAACUGUAUUUUCCUGGCCUUAAGAGAUGCACCCGAACAACCAGAGUAUGUUUUUGCAGCCAUAUAUACAUUCGAAAUGUUGCUCAAAAUUAUCGCUAAAGGACUUGUCAUGCACGAAUAUGCUUAUUUACGAGACCCUUGGAACUGGUUGGACUUCGUUGUGGUGAUUUUAGGGUACGUUACUCUUGUCCCUAACGUAGCAAAUCUAUCUGGUAUUCGAACAUUUCGUGUAUUGAGAGCCUUAAGGACGAUUUCUGCUGUAGAAGGUCUYAAAACAAUGGUGAACGCACUGCUCAAGUCCAUGAAGAUGUUGUCUGAUGUUCUUAUUCUGACCACGUUUUUUCUGUGUGUAUUCGCACUGGUUGGAAUGCAGCUUUUUGUAGGAUCUCUUCGAAAUAAAUGUGUUCUUAAACCACCACUCAAUACAACCAUCGAUUAUGAUUCAUUCGUAACAAAUGAAAGCCACUGGUAUCAUCCAGACACUGACACGCCUAUCACAUGUGGGAAUUCUACAAGUGCCGGUCCUUGUCCACCAAAUUACACUUGCUUAGCAAACAUAGGGAAUAACCCGAACUACGGUUAUACUAAUUUCGACAACUUUGGCUGGGCUGUUAUCACUGCUUUCCAACUUGUUACUCUGGACUAUUGGGAAAAUGUGUAUAAUUAUGUUCUCUCUUCCAUGGGAUCUUGGUACAUUUUCUAUUUUUUCAUGGUCAUCUUCUUUGGCUCGUUUUAUCUGCUUAAUCUUGUCCUCGCCGUUGUAGCUGUGUCAUACCAACAAGAAGUACUUGCGUUACAAGAUAGGGAAAACUACUACAAUAAUUUAAAGGGAGUUGCGUCWUUGUACUCGUUCCAUGGUUGCGUCGUCCCUAAACUUCUACGUAACAGCAAAUCAAAGACCAAAUCACUUGCGAGCAAAUGUAAAAUGUCCUUCUGCGUGCCCUGUUUUUCUAUUGGUAAACAACCCGAACACAGUAACGGUCACGCAAGUGACAAUGAAAGCAGUCACGCAAGUACAGGCGGAACGAUACGUGUCGAUAGUACGGCGAUAGAAAUGAAAAUGUURAAUGACAAGAAUGAGGUUAGAACUAAUGGSCAUUCUUUACCAGAACCGAAGACUUCGUCCUUUUUCUCUGUUAGCAGCGAUAAUUCAAUACAUAUACGAAUGAACAGCUCUACAGAAGYCAUGCCACAGACUUCUAAGUUUGAUGAUAAUAUUUUAACAAAGACACUGGACGUAAAAAGCUCAUUCYUGCGGAAAUUGAGCGCAAUAAGUGAACAGUCUUCGACAGAUGGCGUCGAUAAUAAUGAAAACAUCAAWAAUACGCAGCCGCAAAAAUCCGUGAGUUUCAUCGCGCGUGUUYUAACGCCUCGCGGAUCACUCGCGAGGCAGACAAGUACAGGCAGUGCAACCCACCAUAAGACCAUAACRAAACAAGAUACAAAAUGGAAUAGAAUAAGAAGAAUGAUAUCAAAGAUCGUACUUCACGGGUACAUGGAUACUUUCAUUACGUUUUGUAUCAUGGUAAAUACAUUAUUCUUAUCGCUGGAGUAUCACAAUAUGGACAGCAACUAUCUGAUGGUCUUGGAAAUAGGAAAUAAGGUAUUUACAAUGGUGUUUCUGCUGGAGAUGAUUCUUAAGAUCACAGCUUUCGGUUUCAAGGGUUACAUCAAGAGUCGCUGGAACAUCUUCGACGGUUUUAUAGUUGUUAUCAGUAUGGUAGACUUGAUGGUUGAACUUUUGGUUGACGAUCAUGACUCUGGACUUAGUGUUCUAAGAACUUUUAGAUUGCUUCGUGUGUUCAAGUUGGCUCAGUCAUGGCAGACAAUGAACAUGUUGCUUAGUACUAUUGCUCGUAGCGUUGGACAAUUAGGAAACCUCACGCUAGUCCUAGGGAUUGUCAUCUACAUGCUUGCGGUUGUUGGUGUACAACUUUUCGAUCAAUAUUACACAACCAAGAACUUUAAUGGGGAUGUUCCUCGGUGGAAUUUCACGGAUUUCUGGCAUUCAUUCAUGAUGAUUUUUCGUGUUUUGUGUGGUGAAUGGAUUGAACCGCUGUACGAUUGCAUGCGGGCGAGUACUUCAUGGGCCACUUUGUUUUUCCUUACGACUUUGGUUAUAGGCAACUUUCUGGUUCUCAAUCUAUUUCUUGCGCUUUUGCUCAACGCCUUUGCUCGCGAGUCUCUUGAACAAGAAGCAAAGAAGAAAACCAAAAAACCGAGCAAGUUCGCUCAAGGCGUGUCUAAACUCAGUAGAGCGUUGCGUUUCCGUAGUACUGUCUCUAAGACYACUCAGGUWCUACCAACAAUCCGCGUACAUGACGGCGAGAAUGCAACGGACGGUGACAAGGCACCUACUGUACAGAAUGGUCUGGAAUCCAAAACGUCAGCAGAUUCUGCAAUAAGUACCUCUUCUAAUGCUUCGAACGCCAUGAUUAGUGCUGUGACUGCAUUUCAACAAGGUAACAAGAAAGGAAAACUAAACCGAGACACAUUCAGACGGCUUUCGUUAGCAAUUGAAACAGCAAAUAGCGACUCAAAUACCAGUAAUGUAUUAGCAAUGGCUGCCUCAUCGACCUCAAUYRCUGGUCGACAAGAUCAUGGAACAUCAGAUCCGCCAGAUCCUCCCAUGACAGAAGUUGAUGAAUGUUGUCCCUGGUGCAUGAACAAGAUGACUUGUGGUUGUAUUACGAGAUGGAAGGCUAGUGAUGGUUAUCGMUCAUGGAGGAAUCUUAGACUKGCCGUUAAGAAGUUUGUUGAGCAUAAGUACUUUGAAUGGACGAUAUUAGCUAUCAUCAUGGCAAGCAGUAUUGCUUUGACAUUCGAAGACAUAAACCUGCCUUCUCGUCCAAARCUCAAAGAAUACCUUCAAUAUCUCAACAUAUUCUUUGCCGUCACCUUCAGCAUUGAAUUCUUGCUUAAAGUAUUGGGACUAGGAGUAGUUUCUUAUUUCAGGAACUGCUGGAAUUGCUUAGAUGUUCUGAUUGUAUUUGUUUCUGUAUCGAGCGUGAUCGCAGAUUCUUCUAACCAAGACAGCAGCCUGUCGUCUUUACGAUCAUUGAGGACACUUCGCGCUUUAAGACCGUUGCGAGCCAUUUCAAGAUGGGAAGGAAUGCGGGUUGUUGUUAAUUCUCUGCUGUUUGCAAUUCCUGGCAUUGGUAAUGUGUUACUGGUCUGUAUGGUAUUCUGGCUUAUCUUCAGCAUCAUGGGCGUACAGUUUUUCGGUGGCCGAUUCUUCAAAUGCGUCGAUAACAACAAAGAAAGGCUUCCUAUCAGCAUUGUGCAGAAUCGAUCCGAGUGCAUUCAGAAAGGCUAUCGUUGGGUGAAUUCUGAUAUCAACUUUGACAAUUCUUUGAAUGGAUUCAUGGCACUUUUUCAAGUGGCAACAUUUGAAGGUUGGAUUGAAGUCAUGAGAGACGCAGUGGAUGCUAGAGAGGUUGACCAGCAACCAUCUGAUGGUUACAAUUUUUCAGCCUACGCCUAYUUUGUGGUGUUYAUYAUCGUUGGGUCUUUCUUUACCCUCAAUUUGUUCAUUGGUGUYAUCAUUGACAACUUUAACAGGCUCAAGAAACAGUACGAGGACUUUGGUGCUCUUGAUGUAUUUCUGACCCCAUCRCAGAGGGCGUGGUUUGGUACGAUUAGAAAAGCUGCCACCAAGAAACCAAAAAAAGUYAUCAGUAGACCYGAGAAUUCAUUUAUGGCGUGGUUAUUUGACGUGAUCCACAGCUCACGAUUUGAGACAUUGAUCAUGUUUUUUAUAUGUCUCAAUAUUCUUGUCAUGAUGAUCCAGCAUUAUGGACAGAAACCAGCCGUAGAACAAGCGUUGAUGAUCAUCAAUCUAGUAUUCACUGGUUUAUUCACUUUGGAAGCCAUUCUAAGGAUUGUAGUACUGAGACUGCAUUACUUCAGAGAGCCGUGGAACGUCUUUGACUUUGUUAUAGUCGUUCUCUCUAUUCUUGGAAUUAUUCUUGAACAUCUUGAGUAUGAACUCUUCAUCACACCAAGUCUGUUUCGCGUUGCACGAGUCUUUCGUAUUGGUCGUCUUCUUCGCUUCUACAAAGGCGCCAAAGGCAUUCGUCGACUAUUGUUCGCAUUGAUAAUCUCUUUGCCUGCUUUGCUAAAUAUCGGAGCACUUCUGUUUCUCAUUAUGUUCAUAUAUGCGAUUAUUGGCAUGUCAUCGUUUGGGUAUGUAAAGAAGACAGGCGCCCUGGACAGCGUGGUCAACUUUGAGACAUUUGGAAAUAGUAUGUUAUUGUUAUUCAGGCUUUCAACGUCUGCAGGGUGGAAUGAUGUGCUGAAACCGUUAUUAAUCAAACCACCAGAUUGCGAUAAAAACUAUGGYGGUAUUCCUAAUGGUAACUGCAGUACUCCCUGGCUAGCGGUCGUCUACUUCACCACAUUUAUUUUGUUUACAUUUCUUAUUAUUAUUAAUAUGUACAUCGCCAUUAUUUUGGAGAAUCUCAGCCAAGCACACGAGCAGGAAGAAGUUGGAGUUACCGAUGAUGAUUUAGACAUGUUUUAUUAUCACUGGGAACGAUUUGACCCUGGAGCUACUCAAUACAUACCUCAUUCAGCGCUCUCAGACUUUGUCGAUGGUCUUGACCAUCCACUUAGGAUACCACAACCAAACAAGUUUGCCUGUAUCAAUCUAAACAUUCCUAUUAAACAAGGGGACAGGGUGCAUUGCUUUGAUGUCAUGCAAGCCCUUGUUCGACGAGUUCUUGGCGACAUCGAGGAGGACGGUCUAGGCAGCUCUAGUGUUGCUUAUACUCUAAUGAAAUCAAAAAUGGAGCAACAUUGCAUAAGUACAUUUCCAAAACGCCACAGGACAAAAACUGAAAGUACAACAUUAAAAAGAACGCAAGAAGUCAGAGCUGCAACAAUCAUCCAAAGAUGCUUUCGACAAUAUUUAUUYAACAAAGAACUCAAAAGAUUUCGAUUGGCAAAAAGUGUCGAUCUUAACAACAGAAGACGAAGCUCGAAUGUCGAACCGAUGCCUCAAGUUAUCGAAGUCAAAGUUGAAUCAUCCGAUAAUAGACACGAGAAAACGUCUAUAAUCUGACCAGCAAACGACACUGAUCGACACUGAUCGACAUCAUUCAACAUUGGACGAACUUUUCUAUAUUUGUCUAUAUGUAUAAAUCCAGGAAGUCGCUGACUAUCAAGUUGUUGCGUCUAAAAGACGACGACUUUUAAUCUUUUAUACAAAAUAACAGAUAAAAAUGUACAAAAUUAAGACAUAAAAACAAUUUCAUUUGUAUAUUCUUGAUUUCCCAAAAGAUGAGAAAUCUUGCAAAUAUUUCUCCAGAUAAAACCAAAUGUAUAAAUUCAAAGAAUUUCAUUAUUUUUCGCGGCACGUUGUAGAGUCGCCGAUAGAGAGGAGAUAUUUUCUAAUUUUAUAUCCACGUGACUCAACAAAUAAAGAAUAUACACUUUUGUACAGAAA
This is a messenger RNA of Exaiptasia diaphana, 6473 nucleotides long. RefSeq names its product sodium channel protein 1 brain. Gene Ontology annotation, biological process: sodium ion transmembrane transport; neuronal action potential; membrane depolarization during action potential. The transcript is spliced from 24 exons. Gene Ontology annotation, cellular component: plasma membrane; voltage-gated sodium channel complex. Gene Ontology annotation, molecular function: protein binding; voltage-gated sodium channel activity. NCBI's taxonomy places the organism in Eukaryota, Metazoa, Cnidaria, Anthozoa, Actiniaria, Aiptasiidae. The record is from RefSeq and is a predicted model, not a curated record. Bases 420 to 6089 code for a protein of 1889 amino acids.